AUGGGGUCCUUUUCUUUUGCAAUGGAGAAUGUUGCCAUAGAUAGUCCGAUUAUCUUCCGUGGUGGAAACCUCGGGCGUCCUAGGUUACCCAGUUAUGGUGUUUUGAGUGAAGGUGUUGGGAGGCUGUCUUUGUCUCGGGGCUGCAGAGUGACAAGGAAGUUGGUGAUUAAGCGCAUUAGCGCAACGACCGGUGAUUCUGGAGAAACUGAAAAUGGGGAUGACCCAGAUGAUGCUUUGCAAGCCACCAUAGAGAAGAGUAAAAAAGUGUUGGCUAUGCAGAAGACUUUGCUUAAUCAGAUAGCAGAAAGGAAAAAUAUAGUUUCCUCCAUAAGAAGUAGCAUUAUCAACCAGGAUGCUGAUGGAACUGGGUCAAGUGUUGAUGAGCCAUCGGGUACUGCUAACAAACAAGAUGAGGCAUUUAGGAAUGAUACAUUUCCAACCAAGAGUACCCAGUCCAGUCCCAUUGAGGUGAAAGACAACAUGCCAACAGGUGGAGACGUGAAGGCUUCCGGAAAGGUCUUGCCUCCAAAAGAGGCUUAUUCAAAUGCAAGUUCCAACGGACAGUUAAAAGACUCUAAUAAAGAAAGAUCUCAAUCUUAUGGUGAAGUUUCUGCUCAGCAAGAGUCAUCCACAACAACUAAACCGAGGGUCAAUUCACCAACAACCGUGAAUUAUUUUAAGAGUUCAUUAGGCGUCAGCAUCGACAAACAAUUAAAAGAAGUGCCGGCCAUGAAAUUGUGGCCAUCCAGUGCAGGUUUUCCGCUGACUGAUACGAAGCAGGACAGUGUUAAGGAAUCUGGUCCACAGAAAGUGAUUGCUCAGAAGGAAGAUAUUGUGGAAGAAGAAGCAAAACCCCCUCCACUUGCUGGGGUGAAUGUGAUGAAUGUAAUCGUGGUAGCUGCGGAAUGUGCCCCAUGGAUUAAAACUGGUGGACUUGCUGAUGUUGCUGGAGCUUUACCCAAGGCUUUGGCUCGCCGUGGGCACAGAGUUAUGGUGGUCGUCCCUCGGUACGGUGAUUAUGCCGAAGCUCAGGACACAGGGGUUCGGAAAAGGUAUCGGGUAGAUGGUCAGGAUAUGGAGGUGAAUUACUUUCAGGCCUUUAUUGAUGGUGUAGACUUUGUAUUCGUGGACUCCCCGAUUUUCCGACACAUUGAAAAGAAUAUAUAUGGAGGCAAUCGUGUGGAUAUUCUGAAGCGCAUGGUUCUGUUUUGCAAAGCUGCUGUUGAGAUUCCUUGGUAUGUUCCUUGUGGUGGGAUCUGCUAUGGAGAUGGAAAUUUGGUUUUCAUAGCAAAUGAUUGGCACACAGCUUUACUUCCUGUGUAUCUCAAGGCAUAUUAUCGAGACCAUGGAUUGAUGAAAUACACGAGAUCGGUUCUUGUGAUUCAUAACAUAGCUCACCAGGGUCGUGGUCCUGUGGAUGACUUCUCAUAUGUGGAUCUUCCUCCGCACUACUUGGAUCUUUUCAAGUUAUAUGAUCCUGUAGGAGGUGAACACUUCAACAUAUUUGCAGCAGGUUUAAAGAUGGCCGAUCGUAUUGCAACUGUUAGUCAUGGAUAUUCCUGGGAAUUGAAAACUGCUGAAGGUGGUUGGGGCCUACAUGGAAUUAUCAAUGAGAAUGACUGGAAACUUGCGGGUAUUGUUAAUGGGAUUGAUACAAAGGACUGGAACCCUGAGUUGGACGUUUAUCUUCAGUCUGAUGGCUAUUGUAAUUACUCUUUAGAUACCCUUCAGACCGGUAAACCCCAGUGCAAAGCAGCAUUGCAAAAGGAAUUAGGUUUGCCGAUUCGUGCAGACGUCCCACUGAUAGGUUUUAUUGGAAGGCUUGAUCACCAGAAAGGUGUUGAUCUCAUAGCUGAGGCGAUUCCUUGGAUGAUGGGCCAGGAUGUACAGUUGGUCAUGUUGGGUACGGGUAGAUCUGACCUUGAACAGAUGCUUCGGACUUUUGAAGGACAAUACAACGACAAAGUCAGGGGUUGGGUGGGUUUCUCCGUAAAGACAGCCCAUAGGAUAACUGCUGGUGCAGACAUAUUGCUGAUGCCGUCAAGAUUUGAGCCUUGUGGAUUGAAUCAACUUUAUGCUAUGUCCUAUGGCACCGUUCCAGUUGUUCAUGCUGUAGGGGGUCUAAGGGAUACUGUGCAGCCUUUCAAUCCUUAUGAAGAAACUGGCCUUGGAUGGACAUUUGAUCGGGCAGAGGCUGGUCGGCUUAUCCACGCAUUAGGUAACUGUUUACUGACUUAUCGCGAGUACAAAAAGAGCUGGGAAGGCAUACAGAGACGCGGUAUGAUGCAAAAUUUGAGCUGGGAUAAUGCUGCUCAGAAGUACGAGGAAGUGCUUAUUGCUGCCAAGUAUCAAUGGUGA
This is a messenger RNA of Oldenlandia corymbosa var. corymbosa, 2358 nucleotides long. The record is from the annotation of a GenBank genome assembly. NCBI's taxonomy places the organism in Eukaryota, Viridiplantae, Streptophyta, Magnoliopsida, Gentianales, Rubiaceae.